Pseudoliparis swirei is the source of this 2527-nucleotide messenger RNA. It is a transcript of the gene ccdc149a, whose product is annotated as coiled-coil domain containing 149a. The transcript has 12 exons. The record is from RefSeq and is a predicted model, not a curated record. Bases 226 to 1920 code for a protein of 564 amino acids. Lineage: Eukaryota; Metazoa; Chordata; Actinopteri; Perciformes; Liparidae.
UACUUUUUACAGCAGAAUUGCUCCAAACUCAUUUUCAACCUCCAUGAUUUUAUUUCCAAUGCAAUACCGGAAGAGCAAUAUUGUUUGAGGACUCUCAUCCGCGCGACUUGACAGCAGAGAAGAAAGAAAGAAAGAAAGUGACGUUGCAGGAGAAACAAACGGAGCUUGGGCACAGCGGAGAGGGGCCACCUGCAGGCUGACAUUUAGCCUGAAUAUUCCGGACCAAUGCAUUCCUCCAAGAGGAACGAGAGUGACUGGCAGGGGCUGGUCAGCGAGUUCCUGGUGUGCAAGCGCAAGCUGGAGAGUAAGAAGGAGGCGCUGCUCAUUCUGUCCAAGGAGCUGGACACCUGUCAGCAGGAGAGAGACCAGUACAAGCUGAUGGCCAACCAGCUGAGGGAGCGCCACCAGGGACUGAAGACAAAGUACAGGGAACUCAUUGACGGUGACCCCUCUUUGCCACCCGAAAAACGUAAACAAGUGAACCUAGCUCAGCUGUUGGGCGACUCGAGGGAACGAGCAAAACGUCUCGCCGAGGAGGUGAAGGAGCUGACUCAGAGACUUGCGGAGGCCCACGGGGACAACAAGCUCCUGAGGAUGACCAUUACACGACAGAGGCUGGGGGAUGAGGAGGUGGGGGUGCGCCAUUUCCCCGCCUAUGAACGUGAGGAUCUAGUUCACCAGCUUGAGAGAGCCGGGCUACAGAUGGAGGAGAUGGAGCACAGCAUGAAGGCUCUGACGGACGAGCUGCAGGACGUGAAGGCGGAGCGCAGUGCGUUCACGGAGAAGGCCUGCCGACUCAACGUGGAGCUCAACCACGUCUUGGGGAACCGCGAGGCCCGCAUCAUCGAUGUGGAUGCCCUCUGCAUGGAGAACAGGUAUUUGCAUGAGCGUUUCAGCCAACUACAAGAGGAGGUCAACCUGCUGAAAUCCAACAUCAUGAAGUACAAGACGACUCUUGAGAGGAGGAAAAACUCCAGCGCAUAUGGGAAAUCAAACGGCAGUCCCUUCACUGGACUUCUCUCAGCCAAACAAGUCCAGGAGAUGCUCCUGGAAGAGCAGGCCUGCGGCCUGCCAGUCACGCCUCAGUCCAUCUUUGACCUCAAGACCCUGGCCACGGCUCUGCUGGAGACCAUCCAUGAGAAGAACCUGGUCAUCGAGCACCAGAGGCACACCAACAGGAUCCUUGGAAACAGAGUAACAGAUUUGGAAAGAAAGCUGAAGACGUUGGAGGUUUCUGGACUCUGGAGUCUUCCAGGGAACCGAGACAAUGUCCCACUGCGUGAAGGUCUUCAACCGGAGCUUCAUCCAACGCGUGUCACAUCUCCGCCCAUCAUGCAGCCCAGUGUGAAGCCACCCAAAGUGGUGUCGGACGACAGAAGUUCACAUGAAUCAUCGUGGGAAUGCCACACUGCUGGCAGCAACCUUGGCACAGAUGGCGUCAGCAGGGAAGACGCACCUGCACUGCUCAACAGCCUGGAGCCUCGAGUGGGGGUGGAGACGAAUGGGAUCGACAGGAGAGGGGGAGAAAUCACAGCCCGGACAGAAGAUGGAGCUGUCUUAGAGCUGGAGGAGGGCCAGAGUCCAGUGGAAGAGGCGGGGCGUGAAGUCGAGGGAGUCGAGGACGAAGCACUGGGCUCCACGGUGGAGGAAGGAGAAGAGGCCGCUCUGGCACUGGGCGUCACCGCCACUGAAUCAGACCUUCCUUGGCCUCCAAAUGAGCAAGACUCUGUCGAUCAUUCCCAGGUGGGCCAUCAGCCGAGCAAAUCCCAGGAUGGUGGGUUGAAUCACGCACCCGAACACGUCGAAGCCUCACUACCCAUUCCAGAGAACCGGUCCACAGAGGUGUCGAGUGCAGGCGGGUGGGGCGUCGUCGACCUGCAGAGGGGCGCAUGUCGGAGUGACAACCUUGGCAUGAUCUGACGUCACUGGAAGCCUUUAAAUCCUUCUCCUUGAUCAUUGCAUUAAUCUAGUUACAUUCUCACAAGCUCUCGGUUCCCCCUCACAGCUCUGUUUCAGUCAAUAAAAACAGGGAGAAAAACACUUUUUCAGCCACCGCUCGCGGAGCCGGAGGUGCACUUUGUAUCUCGACAGACUUGUUGCUGCGCAGGAACAGGCAAUCUUGAAAUCAAUGGAGUUGCAAACUCAAUGCCCUCCAGGAAGAAUUUAGCUAACAGAUAUGGCAGCCUCAUCUCCCGUGCCCCAUAUUCCCUUCUUCCUUUCCCCAGCGAUAAGAUAAUCCCAAUUGUUUGCUUUCUUCUUCCUCCUUGGGGAUGCCAAUAAACUGAGUGCUGCAUUUUCAUGUUACUCUCAUAGGUGGUCCAAAAACUUGAAAUGAAUGUGUUGUAAAUAUGUAAAUGAAUCAUAUUAAUAUUCAAGAUUCUAUUUAUUUAUGUAUAUUUGUACGGGUGAAUGUUCUUAUUUAUAGUCAUUUAGAGGUUGAUAUUUGGAUGAGCCUGCAUGUGCCUUAUGUGUGGAAAUGCUGUAUUUAUUGAUAUUUAUUCAUAUAAAUGCAUAAUUCUGCAAUAUU